AAAAUCAUCCCCCCAUCUCCCGGUAUUGAUUUCCCCGCACGCGAAUCCCAGCGCAGCGCGGCGCGCCCGGGCGCUGGCGGCUCCGUUCGCCCGCUCCCGCCGGGACCGGGAUCGGGACCGGGACCCGCACCGGGACCGGCGCCCCAUGGAAGGGCAGCGGCUGCGGCCGGAGCGCCUGAAGUUUGCCCGGAGCGAGGGAUGAGCGAUGGAGGGGCCGAGCCCGGCGGGAGCCCCGUGCUGCUGGCCGAGCCCGCGGCCACCGGGCGGGCCCGGGAGAAGGCGCCGACCCGGGCGGAGCUGGAGAGCGCCCUGCGCGGCGGCGGCGGAGGCGGCGGCGGCGGCGGCUUCAAGGACAUCCCCGGAACGUCGGCGGUCAGCCCCGGCUCCUCCAAGGAGUGCGCCCCGGACACCGAGAGCCCGUCGGGGACCGGCGAGGCGGAUUACUGCCGCCGCAUCCUGGUGCGAGAUGCCAAAGGGACCAUCCGGGAGAUCGUGCUGCCCAAGGGGCUGGACUUGGACCGGCCCAAGCGGACCCGGACGUCCUUCACGGCGGAGCAGCUCUACCGCCUGGAGCUGGAAUUCCAGCGCUGCCAGUACGUGGUGGGCAGGGAGAGGACGGAGUUAGCGCGGCAGCUCAACCUCUCCGAGACCCAGGUGAGGCUCGGGGGCUCCCCCG
Molecule: messenger RNA, 676 nt
Organism: Neopelma chrysocephalum (saffron-crested tyrant-manakin)
Lineage: Eukaryota; Metazoa; Chordata; Aves; Passeriformes; Pipridae
Product: ventral anterior homeobox 2a-like
Exons: 3
Biological process (GO): brain development; central nervous system development; neuron differentiation
Molecular function (GO): DNA binding
Source: RefSeq, a predicted model, not a curated record